Molecule: messenger RNA, 885 nt
Organism: Spodoptera exigua (beet armyworm)
Lineage: Eukaryota; Metazoa; Arthropoda; Insecta; Lepidoptera; Noctuidae
Source: the annotation of a GenBank genome assembly
AUUCUGACUAAAUUAAUGAUCAAGCCAAUAUCUAAAGUACCUUAACCGAUUCGUUGGUCAAUAAAAUAAAAGCAGCGAAAAAUUCUUAUUAUCUGCAAUAGUAUUUUAAGUUUCAAAUAAUCUCUGUGAAUACAUAAUCCUAUUUCAUAUACAAAGUUUAUUUGGUUGCUAGUUUAAGCAAUAGAGGCUACUGUUCUAACUGUUGGUUUCCAAAUAGGAUUUAUAAACCUUUACGAUGAGUUACAUGCUUGGGCAUUUACAUAAUGGAUGGCAAGUAGAUCAAGCUAUUUUGUCAGAAGAAGACAGAGUAGUGGUCAUACGCUUUGGUCAUGACUGGGACCCAACCUGCAUGAAGAUGGACGAAGUGUUGUAUAGUAUUGCAGAGAAGGUGAAAAACUUUGCUGUUAUAUACCUGGUGGAUAUAACAGAGGUUCCUGAUUUUAAUAAAAUGUAUGAGCUGUAUGACCCAUGCACUGUGAUGUUCUUCUUCCGCAAUAAGCACAUAAUGAUUGACUUGGGAACAGGAAAUAACAACAAGAUCAACUGGCCUCUGGAGGACAAGCAGGAGAUGAUUGACAUCAUAGAAACAGUGUACCGCGGCGCACGGAAGGGUCGCGGUCUUGUUGUCUCACCCAAAGACUACUCAACAAAAUACAGAUAUUAAGAAUGUAUUUCGACAUUGGAAAAGAAAUUAUAUGCUGAAGUGCCACUUGAUGGUCGUUUACAGCUAUUUGACAGUGCGCUAUGCAAGAGUUGUUCACAGGGAUACCAACUUAUCUAAUGGGCGGCAUAACACAUUGGUGACCAUCUGCAGUAAUCUGUUUGUUGGCUCUGAAUACAUUAUUGGGUAACAACUAGGACAUACAUAUGUGAUCUGUUAAUAAA